UUCCUUACUUUGAACAUUUAUUUCUUGAAGUACCUUGGUUACAUACUCAAAAUAGUGACUAAGUUUAAUGUUUAGACUCAAUGGCACAAAUUAUUAAGUAUGUUUCGUUGUUAUUAGGUUCUCGUAAAUUUUCUCCCUACAAGUGUCACCAUAUCUGAAAAUUUGAUCCAUUUGGAAACACAUCGUAGUUGAGCUAACAUGUUAUUUAAAUUUCUACAAUUCACUUCCUAUUUGGAAUCACUCAUGUAUCAUUAUGACAACUUCUUAAAAUCUCCUCUUUGUUAUGAAGUGUUGUUAAUUCUAUAAUUUGAUCCAUGAAAAUAGGAAGUGACAACUUCCUUUUCCUCUGGUGUAGCUUUCCUUACCAUUUAUUUUUCCCUUUUCUUUCCUUCCAUAUCCGGCUUAACUCAUAUCAUGAGGUUUUAAAAGCUGUGGUUUGUCACAGUCAAUGACGAUGCUUUUAUAUUAAAUUUAGCGCCUUGUUAUUUGCUGCUACAUCUGAGGUGAAUCAAGUUCUAUUUGUUUGAACUAUCCAUUUAAGCCUCAUCAGUUUUCUUCUUCUUUGGUGACUGAGGGAAGAACACUGUUAAAUUUGUUGGAGAAAUCGGAGGAAUAUACUAGGAAUUGGAUUGGUGCUGUGAACCAUUAAUGGAGUAGAAACAGGAGAUAUUUUUGGUCAGGCAGUUGUGUGCAUCUCAUCAUGGAGAAGGGAAAUGGAUGUUGCUUCUCCAUAAUGACAAUGCCUAAUCUUAUUGUCGUCCUCAUUGCCAUUAUCGUCAUCUUUGUUAUUCGUAUUUUGUUCGUUAUACAUCAAAGCAGGAAGCCUCUUCAUAACUUACCUCCAAAAGCUGUCAGCACCCUAAUUGUUCUAGGUUCAGGCGGUCACACGGCUGAGAUGAUUAAUCUCAUUCGUGUGCUUCAAAUGGAAAGGUUUACACCGCGAGUCUAUGUAGUAGCUUCAACUGAUAAUAUGAGUCUUCAGAAAGCUCAAGUACUGGAAGCCUCUAUGGUUGAUCAGGCAGGUCCUGACAAGCUAAAGGAAAAGGCUCAGUUCAUGCAAAUUUAUCGAAGCCGAGAAGUAGGUCAAUCAUAUUUAACAUCAAUAUGGACAACACUAGUUGCUUUGGUUCAUGCUCUAUUGUUGAUGAUAAAAAUCAGGCCUCAAGUGAUCCUAUGCAAUGGCCCCGGGACUUGUUUUCCUCUCUGCGUUAUUGCGUUCGUAUUUAAGGUACUUGGGAUUAGAUGGUCAUCCAUAUUCUAUGUUGAGAGUAUCGCAAGGGUGAAGAGGUUAUCUUUAAGUGGCCUUCUUCUUUACAAGCUGCAUAUCGCUGAUCUCAUUUUUGUUCAAUGGCCUCACCUACAAAAGAAAUAUCCCCGAACUCUCUAUGUUGGUUGUCUCAUGUAG
This is a messenger RNA of Papaver somniferum (opium poppy), 1405 nucleotides long. RefSeq names its product UDP-N-acetylglucosamine transferase subunit ALG14-like. Gene Ontology annotation, cellular component: UDP-N-acetylglucosamine transferase complex. Gene Ontology annotation, biological process: dolichol-linked oligosaccharide biosynthetic process. The record is from RefSeq and is a predicted model, not a curated record. The transcript has 7 exons. NCBI's taxonomy places the organism in Eukaryota, Viridiplantae, Streptophyta, Magnoliopsida, Ranunculales, Papaveraceae. The coding region runs from base 701 to 1405 and encodes 234 amino acids.